Messenger RNA from Salvia hispanica, 759 nucleotides. Its product is annotated as S-locus-specific glycoprotein S13-like. The record is from RefSeq and is a predicted model, not a curated record. Lineage: Eukaryota; Viridiplantae; Streptophyta; Magnoliopsida; Lamiales; Lamiaceae.
UCUAAGUUCUAUCUGAACAUAAACUCCUACUGUUUUUCUUCAUCUUGAACGCAAAUAACGAUGAAAUAUGAUACUCUGUUUCACACCAUCUUAUUGGUUCUUUCCAUUUUCAAAUCCUCCAUCGCCCUCGACUCCAUAGCUCCGAACCAAACACUCUCAGACGACGACGACACAACUCUCGUCUCUCCCAAUGGAAUCUUCGAGCUCGGAUUCUUCAGCCCACGGAACUCCACCGAACGAUACGUCGGAAUUUGGUUCAAGAAAGUCUCUCUUCAAACCGUGGUCUGGGUCGCCAACAAGAACCGCCCCAUCGCCGCCACACUCUCCCUCACUUCCUCCGGAAACAUCGUCGUCUCCGCCAACAACUCAUCUAUUUGGUCCGCAAAUUCCACGUCCAGAAACCCGGUUUUACGGCUUCUGGACAAUGGAAACCUCGUACUCAGCAACAACAAUUAUUCGUGGCAGAGCUUCCACGAGCCUUCGAACACCCUGAUUCCCGGGAUGAGGCCUGGGUGGGAUCUGAGAAGCGAUCGAGAAUUGUUUCUGACAUCGUGGAAAAGCGCAGAGGAUCCUUCUCCGGGAGAACACACGUACCGGAUGGAUCCGAAGGGGCUGCCUUCGAUCAUUCUCCGGAGAGGCUCGGAUGUCGUGUACAGGAGCGGACCUUGGGAUGGAGUUCGCUUCGGUGGCGCCGCCGAAGCUCUUCAUGGAAAUACUGUUUUCACCCCGAGUUUCGUGUACAAUUCUACCUAUGUAUAG